UUUUCGCCCGCGGAAGCAGUAUGGACGCCGACGGCAAGAUGCACCCGACGCGACGAGGACGAGGCGAGAGCAUGAACUACUACGAGCGCAAGCCUUCGGACGCGCCAUGGCUCGGCCGCCGGAAGACCCGGCGCGGCCCGCAGCGGUCUUUGUCGCUGCCCAACAUGCACCUCCAGGGUGAACACCCCGUCGUGCCCAACAUCUUUCCGGACAUGGACGUUCGGUCGCUGCGGCUUGCUGAAGUCAGGAGCUGGCGUUGCCCUUGGAUGACCCACGACGUUGCGGGGCCCGCAUCCUCGGCGCGGUCGGUCGCGCAUGAGCUCGAGCAUGUUAUCGAAGAGAUGCACAGUACCUUUGAGCACGAAGGAGACGUGAGCAAGCCAUUGCCCGUGCUCAAACUGGAUCGAAGCCAGUCCGAGAAGACGCCGUUGACGAUCACGGCGGCGACGCCCACAUCGAGCGCUGCGACAGAGAGCCCCCACACGCCCCCACCGCUCACGCCCAUCAAAGUGCCCGCCAAGCGACCCGUGCUGCGACUAAAGCUCGACGAGAUGCCCACGUCCCAGCAAGCAGAAAAUCGCGCCAACCGCGCGGCGAACCAGCUCUUGGCCAAGCGAGACGCGCUCGAGCGCGAGAGCAGUGCAUUCGGUGUGCACGCUAGCAACAACCACAACCCGACGAGCCACAUGCAGCGCGCCAUGAUGGACCUCAAGCUCGGCUCCAUUGGCUCCAACAGUGAUAGCGACACUUUGUCGCCGCAUGAUGGCGAGGGCGGUCGCUUCAGCCAGGGAAGUGCCUACUCGCCCAAUCACGGUAUGUUUACCACCAAGUCGGUCUCGGUCUCGGAGGCUGGGAUCGCGUCGCCGGACGCAACGCACCUCCAUCUGCAAGAGAACCUUGUGCGGGUGCGUGAAGUGGGCCGCGGUGCGUCGGGGAUCGUCUUCAAGGCCGUGCACAUUCCGACGCUCAAAGUGGUUGCGAUCAAGGACGUGCCCGUCUACGGGAAAGGCCAGCGCCGGCAAAUGGUACGGGAGCUCCACGCGCUGUACGCGAAUCUCGUGCCGCUCACAGAGUCCCGCACCGCCCCCGUGCGCAUGCCGAGUCCGUACAUUGUAUCGUUCUACGAUGCGUUCGUGGACAAGCCCAAGAACUGCAUCUGCCUUGUCAUGGAAUUCAUGGGCGUCGGGUCCCUCCAAGACAUGGUCGUCCACGGUGGGUGCAAGUCCGAGGCGAUUCUGUGUCGCAUUGCGUCCAGCGUCCUUCGCGGUCUCCAGCACAUUCACGCCAACCGCAUGGUCCAUCGCGACAUCAAGCCCCACAACUUGCUGCUCAACCACGCGGGCGACAUCAAGAUCUCGGACUUUGGCCUCGCGCGAACACUCAACGAGCAUGCAAUGCACACCAAGACGUUCGUCGGGACCUUGCUCUACAUGGCGCCCGAGCGCAUCGGCGGCGGCGACUACGGCUGUCCCUCCGACAUUUGGUCGUUUGGCCUCGUCUUACUCUCGGUCGCUCUCGGGCGCUACCCGUUGCCGACGCAAGAUGGCUUUUUCGGUCUCUUUGAUUCGGUGGCCAAUGAAGACUACCUCAAGCUGCCGCCCGACUUGUUUUCGCCGUCGUUUCAAGACUUUCUUGACAAGUGUCUCACGGUCGACCCGGACGAGCGCUGGACCGCUGACCAACUCCUCACGCACCCGUUUGUACAUCAGUUUACACCCGACGCGACGCUCGCCGAGUGGAAGACCUUUGUUGCCGGCAUUUCCGAACCGGGAGAAAAGGCGCUGCAGGACAUUAGCGACGCCGUCAUGCACCGCGUCUACGACCGUGCGGCCAAGUGUUUUGUUCCCCAGUCGGAUUAUGGCAUGUCGAUGCUCACGCCGGAAGCUUCGUCCCACAACGUCGUCUUACCGCCCGUGGAGACGAGCUUACAGCUGGGUCUGGCCAACUAUCUGGAGCUGCCACCGGCGACGGUCUUCCGAGUCUUUGAGCAGAAACGGAUCGAGUACGAAGAGAAGCUGCUCGACGAUCACUUGUGCCAAUCGCCGCAGAGCUGGGCCAAUUCCCCCGGCGACCACCGGCGGCAGUCGCUGUUCGGGUCGUCGACUACGGCCGUCGUCGUCGCCGAGGACGACCCGCGUCCCCACACGCGCCGGCCGUCGUUUUGGAAGCGACUGCACAACAGCGUCAAGAACCUCGGUCGGCGAAAGGACGUGUAAUCGAUGGCUUUAAAGCGUCUUUCGAUGCACAAUGGACGCGCCGUGCUCCUCGUACUCUGCCUUGGUGAUCCACAUGGUCUUGAACGUCGCGAGCGAGGCGAGGAUCGAGCCGCCGAUCCACGUCGAGUACUGGCGCGCGGGCGGCGCCGAGAUGCGAAUCUUGAUGUCCUUGGGCGCCUUCUUGCGGACUUCGGAGAGCAAGCGGUCGCCAAAACCGGGAAAGAGCGUCGAGCCG
Molecule: messenger RNA, 2451 nt
Organism: Saprolegnia diclina VS20
Lineage: Eukaryota; Oomycota; Saprolegniomycetes; Saprolegniales; Saprolegniaceae
Product: serine/threonine protein kinase
Exons: 12
Coding region: 21-2216 (731 amino acids)
Biological process (GO): MAPK cascade; protein phosphorylation
Molecular function (GO): ATP binding; MAP kinase kinase activity
Source: RefSeq, a predicted model, not a curated record